AUGUCGUUAUCAUCUAGAUUACUACCGAGGUUACGACCACUAGUAUCCUCUGCGACUUCACGAACCAUCGUCAGCGCUGCACCGAGACGAACCACAGAAGAAUGGCCUCAGCGCUGUUCACUAGGUCCAUACUACGAAGUCAUCCUGAAUAGUCCCUCAUAUACACCCAUCGAUAAGCCAGAAGUACCACCGAAGUCCGCAGACGCAGCCGUUCAGCAAGAAUUUCCUACAAAGCAAGCCACACAAUCACCACAAGACAAGGCCCGAUUAGUCUUUGGAUCGCGUGUACUAGACCAGAUCAAGAAGGACGAAAGAGUAGCCGCGCGCAAGGCGAAGGCUACGAAUAUCGCGGGUGUGCUUGUGCCGCCGAAGCCCACAGAACCGGAUAACUGCUGCAUGAGCGGCUGUGUGAACUGCGUAUACGAUCUGUACCGCGACGAGUUAGAAGAGUGGCAACUGAAGAAUGCCGAAGCGCAGGCUGCUUUGAGCAAGGUUGAGGCAUCUGUGGAUUCAGAUGGUGGAGGCUCCGAGUCAAAUUGGUCUGCGCCUCCAGUCGCAGAGGCAAAGAUCGCAAAGGACUUUUGGGACGAAGAGUUAUAUGCGAACAUACCCGUUGGUAUCCGGGAGUUUAUGAAGACGGAGAAGCAACUGAAGUUGAAACACAAGAGCGACGGCACGAGUGAGAGCUGA
Fusarium sp. VM40 is the source of this 690-nucleotide messenger RNA. The record is from the annotation of a GenBank genome assembly. Lineage: Eukaryota; Fungi; Ascomycota; Sordariomycetes; Hypocreales; Nectriaceae.